Messenger RNA from Tupaia belangeri chinensis (Chinese tree shrew), 7583 nucleotides. It is a transcript of the gene PRR14L, whose product is annotated as proline rich 14 like. The transcript is spliced from 10 exons. The record is from RefSeq and is a predicted model, not a curated record. The coding region runs from base 140 to 6673 and encodes 2177 amino acids. Lineage: Eukaryota; Metazoa; Chordata; Mammalia; Scandentia; Tupaiidae.
UAGCGCCAGGUAGACUUGGCGGCGACCGGGCUGCGGCUGCAGAGGCUGAGCUGGCGGAACGAGCGCGGGCGGUGGAGCAGGCCUCGGGGGUGAACCAUUUGAUGUAAAGGACUUGACUCCAUAAUCUGCAGCUGCCCUCAUGCUGUCAUCCGGAGUAGAGACUCAGCCAGUUGCACUUGAUUCCUCCAUGUCUGCCGUGGUACAGGAAUUAUACUCUGAGCUCCCAGUAAGUGUCUCCAAAGAGCUUCCUUCUGGCUCUGAGCCAAGUGUGAUUCCAGAUGUAAAACCUGGGGCCUCAAGUUCUCCUUUAAGUCCAAGUAGGACAUUGCCCUUGGAGCUGCAGAGGACUCAUGUGGAAAGUUGCUGUGAAGAAACCCCCGAGACCUUGGAUCAUGGGAGUGAGGCUGGGUGGUGUGGGCCAGUGGAGGUUCCCACAGCAGGAGGUUCUAUGGCUUCUGGAAUCUCAGAUAGAGAAGAGAAAAUCAAGAACACGGAACUGAAGGUCUUUAGAAAUCAAGGGGACCAGGAGGAAAUUGUAAGAGACCCGUCCUCUGAGGGUGCAAAGGAAGACCCAUCACAUCAACAUUCCACAGCUGCUGAAGAAAAGAUCAGUCCAAGUCAGGAAGACCUCAUGAUGCAGUCCAGCAGAGAACUGUGCACGGAUCUCCCUGAAGAUUUUCUAAGGAGCAAAGGUUUUUGCCAUAGGGCUUGUGUACUCAUUGGAGACAGACAGACAGAGACAUUCAGAGAAGGAAAUGUACAGAUUACAGCUGAAACUCUGCUAAAAUCCUCUGAAGACGUACAAGGUAUGAAGGUCAUUGGGACUAAGACGGAUAAUAAUGAAGGACACAAGAAUGGCCAUGUGAGUAAAGGUCUCUCGGCUGGGUGCAGCGAACACCCAGAAGUAGGCAGAAUCAUGACCAGUGGUGAGGUUUCAGAAACCAGCACGUUAGUUUCCCUAGAGCCUUUAAUCUUUGUGGACCCUGGAUUAACAGAAGCAACUCCUAAAGAAAAAGAAUGUGAAGAAUUAAAAACUUGUCCUUCUUGGUUGUCAUUAUUACCAGGGAACAGUGCCAUUUCCAAAGUGGACAGUGGGAAGGAGGAGUUGUGUAAAUUAAACCUUGUCUGUGAAGCAGAUGACAAUCAUCCACAGAUUCUUGGCCACCAUCAUGAAAAACACAGUUCUGCACAGGAUACAGCCAUAAGAAGUGUAGUUGCUGUAGAACCCUUGGGAGAAAAUUCUGAAGUUUCUUGUUUUCCAUCAAGUUUGUCAGAUUCAGAAUCCAGAACAUUGUUAGAAAAAUGUGGUUUUGAAGGUGAUGAUUUACUGACGAGAUCUGCUGAAAAGACAGACAAUUCCUAUUUUAAUGGGAACGAUCAAAGCAAGAUUUUGGCUUCUAGAGAAGAAAAUGAAGACCAGUUUUUAAAUCCAAGGGAACUCUCUCUUACUAGUGCCAGGCAACCAGAAAAUGAUGCCAGUGAUCAUUGUUUUGGUGAAAAAGACAUUGUUGAUUCCCCGAAAGAAACUGUCUAUGGUAACCAUUGCAUUCAAGACAGUAUCCAUACAGAGAGUUCUAGUUCUUUAGUGCCCAUUUCUUUCACUGAAGCAACGGACAUAAUGUUUAAAAAAAAUGAUUUGAAAAUCACUUUAGACACUCAAGGUAAUUUGACAAAUCCUGUGGACCACAGAGAAACUUUGACCGAUACAAGCCAUCGAGGCCGACACUCUGAAGAAAGCAAUUGUUCCUCCUUGACACAGAUCAAAGAGCCAGAACAGGCAGCCGCAGUAGAGCCUGAUUUAAGUGAAAAAGUUUGCAGUAAAGACCCCGACUCCUUAGUCAGCAACCAGAGAAAUCUGGAAGGCAACCCCCAGUUGAAUAAAGAAUCAUGUAAUAAUUUUUUGUUUGAAAGAAACUCUUCUGUAAGGGUAAUGACAGAGGAUCAGCUAACUCCAGUAAAUGAGGUAUCAAACCCCAGUAAAGACAGUGCUCGAUUACCACCAUCCCUAGAAUUUGAUGACAAACCUGAAUCCGAAAAAACUAUACAGACUUCAUGUGAUGAUAUUCCACGUUUAGAUGAACAGAGCAUUACCUAUGAGGUGAAUAAACCUUUCUGUACCACUGAACUGGUUAUAAAUAAAGUAGAAAGUGAAUGUGUUUUAUAUCAACAAGUGCCCCUUAAUCCCCAUGACCAACUGAAGUUGCCAAUCGACUCCCUACUAAAUAUAAAGAAAGAAAUGCCUUUAGCAACAAGCAAAGAUAGCGAGCAGAGCCAUCGCCCUACGUUAGAGGCUGGAGCAGAUGUCGUCGUUGAUGCCCGCACCAUUCCCAUUAGGGCAGAAAUGGAAGACAUCUCUCUUCCAGGUGAUCAAGCCUGUGGUGCCUCUUCAAACAAUUCCACCUUAAACAUCAACCCAGGAAGCCUAGAAACAAAUGGAGAAACGGCUACUUCAGGAACAGAAGAUCUACAUUCCAGGUUUCUCUCAACUAAGAAAGAAGCAGGUGAUUUUCCUCAAGAGGUCUCUGUCACAGAAUGUCAGAAUGUUCAGUCUCAGGAUGUCUCUAGCAGUCCCUGUGUAAGAAAAAAUGUACCGGAAGGGAACACGCGUUCUGAUUAUGCUACUUGUGAGCCCAACAAAAUAAUCCUGAAAGUUGAUAACUCCUUGACAACAAAAUGUGAAAGUGAAUUUCAGCACAGCAGUCAGCAUUCUCAAGAAACAGAAGGCACCAUGGAAAGGAACAGCCCUCAAGUGAGUUGUACCGAGGAAAGUGAGCUUGGGGGAGAAACUGAAGGUCGCCUUCCGGGAGAUAAGUUCAGAAAUGAAAUGACAGCAGGGAUGUUAAAUAGUGGAGCGGUCAACAAAACCAUUCACGCCCCCAGCCACAUCAAACCCUGUGAGAAAGGGCUAGAAGGAAAGGAACCGAAUAUACCCAAAGAAACUGUACUUUGUAAAUCUAACGUCUCUGAUUAUGCUGCACAAGAACUAAACCAGUCCACAAACAUUCCAAAUCCCGACAGAUUGUUGGACCAGUCUCCUGCCAGUAUGUUCUCCAGUUUUAAAAACGUGAACCAAGCAAUGGAAACUCUUGAUCAGAAGGCAGAUGGAGUCCUCUGCUGCCAGAGUAAGCAGCACAGACCAGAUGAAUGUGAAGGCAAUAGCGAAGUUCAGCCAUCUAAGGACCAGAGAGAUACUGUCCCAGAGCCUAACAGAGAGGUGGACCACAACCAAAAGGAUCUGCUGAUCAGUUCAUGCAGUGAUGACCCAUUGUCUUGUGGUAGUCCAGAGAAAGGCCAUUUAAAAGGAGCCUUUGAAAGUAAUUCUGGUUGUGAAGUGUCUACAGAUGGUAUGGUAGAUAUUGUCUGCACAGAUGCCAGCCGUACAUCUAUAGAAGGCAUGCUGGGUGUGAAAGCACCUGGUACACUUCUUAGUGGUACAGGACUACAUAGCCUGGCAUCCCAGGAAACCUCAAGGAGUACCUUGUCUCAGAAAGGAGAACCAAAUGCUGCGUUUAUAGAAAUAGCUGACCAGGACUCACGCUUCCCAGAUGCUGCUGCUUCUACAGUGGAAUCCCAUGAAAUAAACCAAUCAUGUAAAGAGAAAGUAUGUAGAUCUUUAAGAAAUUGUGACAUGGAAGCUUGUCCAGACUCUUGUGCCGAUGAGAUAGAGUCCAUGGCAGAUCAUGAACUAAAUACAGGAAUAUCAGAUAGAGUAGAUGUGUCUUUACAUUAUAUUAAUCAUGAACACCAAGGUAAAGGGGCAUCUCUGAGCGAAACACAAGGAGUGACUGGAGGAUCGAGACUGGAAUUUAAUUCUGAGUUUGGCAAGGAAACUACCUUUGGAACUUCCUCAAAAGAGUUGGUGUCUUCUAGAUGCCCAGAUGAGAACUCUGUUCCCCUAGGAAGCCUUGAAUCCAUUGAGGCCACGCCUUCUUGUCUAUCAUCUCAAGACAAUUUGGAAACCAAUAGGAAUAGUGAAGACACUGACCUGGAAAGUCUUCUUAAACCAGAAGGUGGCGAAAUGCUUGGUGAGCAUAUAAAGCACUGCCCAGACCUGCCUGAAAUGAAGGAAAGUGUAUCGAGGGAUAUGAGUAAUCCUAGUGAAGGAGGCAGUGUAUACAUCAGUGUGGAAAAGAACGCUUGCGAAGCUUGUCAUCCUCAUGAGAAUUCCACGCAUAGACAUUUACCUGUGACAAUGGAAACAGAAACUAAAGAGAAAGGAGAAGAAACUGAAGGACACCUGAGGGGCCCACUGAGUCACUUAACUGUUGGGCAGGUAUCUGAAGAGAUGGUUACCAGAGAUGAUGGUGAUGAUCAUACGGGUGAGAUUUCUCAGACCCACCUUAGACGCCAGAAAGUGCUUGGUGACACCAAAAAAGAACCAGGCCAGAGGGAUUUGGAUUACUGGUUGCAGAAGGAAGAGAAAGUUAGACAUCAAAAAGAAGCACGUAUAUUGGAACAAUGCACAUCAUCUAAUAAGUUGUCACAGGAGACACAAAACAGGAGUCCACCUAAGGUUGACAAAGAUGAGUCUGCCACAGUAAAAGACAUCACUCGGGCAGAUCUGGCCAAAGGUGACGUUGCUGCACGGUUUCAGAGGUUGAAAGACCCGGAGGAUGAACGCUUAUGUCAUUCGUUAAAGAAAAACAUUGAGUUGUACACAGGCCCUUGCCUUCCUGGCACCCCCUGGAAAGCACAAGACCCCAACUUUGCUGAGAAUGGUCAAAUACACGGUGCCUUUGUGAACACUUCACAUCAGAAAAGAAUUUUCCCCUUGAAGAAGCAGCCCCAUCGAACAUGUAAGAAAGUUUUGUGUCAGGAGCCAGUGAGUCUGGGGAGAAAAAUAAGUAAAGUCAGAGGUUGUUCUGCCUCUCUAAAGAGUCCCUCCAGUCUCAUCCCCACAAAAGCGCAUAGACUUCUGAGUUCACGUGCUGCAUCUGCACCCACGCCAUUGGAACCCCAAGCAGCAGCCACCAGGAGCUUGAUAAGUCACAUACCAAAGCAGAAGGCUACUCCAUGCCACCCCUUGAGGAGCCUGAGUUUUAGAAAGCCUACCAAAGAAUUAGCCUUACUAAACAAGCUGUCUAUCCUCGCCUCCAAACUAGCCCCAGCCGCUAAGACCCCGAAACUUCGGUAUCGGCGGUGUUCCUCCGAACUCCUUCCCAUGGCUAGAAGCUAUAAGCGCCUCAGAUAUAAAAGGCUCCUGGAUGGCUUUUCAUACAACACAAUGCAGCUGGAUCCGUAUUUGGCAGCUAGUGGAUGGGAUAAGAGGCCUCACAGUAAGCCCUUGGCACUUUAUUCUCUCGAAGCCAUCAAAAUGAGCUUCGUAGAUUUGAGCAACAAGAUGCCGUCACUGCUGUUUGGUUCUGAAGUCUUCCCCAUAUCCUUCCACGUGAAGUCGGGCUCAGAGUGUGUGGCGGAGCCCUCAAGGACUUUUCCUGAGCAUUGCGCUCCCGCCAGGCUUGCCUUAGGAGAGGCCCCCCAGUGCCCUUCUCAACCUCCCAAGUGGACCUUUUCUUUCUUCCUGACCCAUGGUUGCCCUGGGAUGGCCACGUUCAGGGAAGACUCUGGCCUCCACAGUCAGGCACACACUCAGACUCCUCCACAGCCUCCAGCUCCUCUCCAUGACUUCGGAGGCACUGCCAUAGUCCAGACCAGAGCUGACUGCUCUGCCCUUGGCCUUCACACGCUUCUAGCACUUUGUUCCCCGGGAUGUUACCGAAUCUGGACAAAAAAACGGAGCUUCUCCAGUCACAUGCCUACCCUGCAGAGGCUCCUCAUGACUCAGUUUGCACAGGGCUUGAAAGGGUUAAGGUCUCCUGCCUCCAUCGCCGACAAGGUCUUCUGUUCUCUGCCCUACUCGGUGGGCAGGGUGCUGUCCAUUUGGAGCCAGCAUGGGCCUUCUGCCUACUCCUUCGAAAUCUCUGCUCUUCAUUCCACUCAGAGCAAGCUGCCGGCAAGUCUGGGCACCACAAGCAGCAACACCAUGUUACCGUAUGUGCCUCUUCCAGGCAUGGGAGCUACUUAUGCCAGUGGCAGUCAGCUGAGGUUAGAGCCUCCAUUCCCUGCCUUGGUACCAAAGUCUUGCUUGGUAACAGACCCAGCAGUUGGCAAGCUCCUGCUUUCAGCCUCUGAGUUCCAAGUUCCUGGGUUUGAUGAACUGGAUAGUGUGACAGCAGCAUGUCCCCGACCUCAGAGCACCCCUCCUAAACAGAAAGAGGCUGACCCAGAGAAGAGGCCAAAGAAAGUCUCACAGAUUCGCAUCCGGAAAACCAUUCCUAAGCCAGACCCUAAUCUUACCCCCAUGGGCCUCCCUCGACCCAAAAGGUUAAAGAAAAAGGAGUUUAGUUUAGAAGAAAUAUAUACCAACAAGAAUUACAAGUCUCCUCCUGCAAACAGGUGUUUAGAGACUAUCUUUGAGGAACCCAAGGAACGAAAUGGUACACUGAUCUCAGUCAGCCAACAGAAGCGGAAGCGAGUUCUAGAAUUCCAGGACUUCACAGUCCCACGAAAGAGAAGAGCUCGAGGGAAAGUCAAGGUGGCUGGCAGCUUCACCAGGGCCCAGAAAGCAGCUCUGCAGAGCCAGGAGCUGGAUGCUCUUCUGAUACAGAAACUAAUGGAACUGGAGACCUUCUUUGCCAAGGAAGAGGAACAAGAGCGGUCGUCAGGUUGUUGAGAAACCAUUCAAUUUGGGGGGUGGUCUCAAUGUUCGAUUUCUUCUUUUUUUUUUGGACCUCCUUAGAAGAGGUUGCCUAAUUUUGUCCUACUGCCCAAACCACUCAAAAUGCAGUCCAUGAAUUAUGACCUAUUUUAGGGUGCAACCUUUUUAGGAACUGGCGAAGGAGAGUCCUCUACUUCAACUGCUGAGUAUAGAACCUCAGGAAUGUUCCCUUUCUCCUGGAAAUGGUCCUCAGUGACAUCCGGCCACCUCCUCCCAGUCUCUGCCAUCCACAGGAGAAAGAAGCAGCAUAUCUUCAGUAACACUAGGAUUCCAAGGACUCACAGCAUUUGCACAGCAUCUGCAUGUCCAUAUGAAAGUUUUGCUUUGUUUACGGUGGUGCUAGACCAAGAUUAUUUAGAAACAAGGCCUAGGGAGGGGGACAUGGCAUCCUGUCCUGCGUGGUCUCACUGGCUCAUUUCGUUAGUUGAAGAAAGAUGAGCUAUUAUGUUUUCUCAUCGUUUUGCCUCUGUCCACUCAGAACCUAUCUGUGUGUGUGUGUGUGAGAGAGAGUGUGUGUGUGUGUGUGAGUGUGUGUGUGUGUGUAUGUGUGUGUGUGUGUGGCUUUUCCCUCUCUGUGACUGUGGGUCACUAGUGCCAGAGGAGCCCGUCCAGGCCCCAUUCAAAGUAAGUUGCACUUUUUAAUGUUGUGGUGUUACUUUCAUUAUUUUAUUUCCUCCUUUCUUCCCUUUUUUUUUCUUUUUUUUCUUUUUCGGUAUUAUUAUUGUUGCUGCAUGUUUGGAGCCUUUAAAUGUGAUUUUAAAACUAUUUUUAAAAGACAUUAAGAGGAAGACAAUAGAUGUCUUAAGAAUACAUGCUAGGCAUCAGACUCCGUUGAUCAGUGCAUGGAAGAGACGUUUUCCCACUC